Molecule: messenger RNA, 789 nt
Organism: Funneliformis caledonium
Lineage: Eukaryota; Fungi; Glomeromycota; Glomeromycetes; Glomerales; Glomeraceae
Source: the annotation of a GenBank genome assembly
AUGAAUGCGUCAAACAUUCAUACCUUUUCAAACACACGAGAACUUUCAGUAGAUCUUGCUGAUCUAACAGUAAAAUUAUCUGAAGAAUCAAUUAAAUCGCGAGAUAGGUUUACUGUAGGAAUUUCAGGUGGUUCUCUACCUAAACUUUUAGCUUCUGAUUUAAAGAACCGUGAAGACAUAGAAUGGGAUAAAUGGCAUGUGUUUUUUUGCGAUGAAAGACUUGUUCCAUUAAAUCAUGAGGAUUCUAAUUAUUUAUUGUGUAAAAAAGAAUUCUUUGAUCAUGUUCCGAUCCCCGGAGAUCAAAUUUAUACCAUAGAUCCUUCUUUACUUCCGCAACUUGAAACAGCUGUCGAAAAAGGAACGGAAGCAAUCGAAGAGGCUUCAUUAGAAAUAGUAGAAGAUUAUGAACAAAAAUUAAUUUCUGUGUUUGCAACUGUGAAUGCUGUUAAGUUUCCUGUAUUCGAUUUACUUUUAUUGGGAGUUGGACCUGAUGGACAUACUUGUUCUCUUUUUCCAGAUCACCCUUUGUUAGAUUUAACCAUUGGGUGGGUUGCUUAUAUUGGUGAUUCACCAAAGCCACCACCAAGAAGGAUUACUUUUACUUUACCGGUGGUUAAUCAUGCUCAUAAUAUAGCUUUCGUUGCAACUGGUGAAGGGAAACAAGAUGUGUUGAAAGAGAUAAUUGAAAAUCCUGAGAGUCGAUUGCCUGCUGCCUUGGUUCAUCCAGUUACUGGAAAAUUGUAUUGGUUCUUGGAUGAUGCUGCUACCUUUAAGUUAACUUCAUUAAAG